Molecule: messenger RNA, 1272 nt
Organism: Capronia epimyces CBS 606.96
Lineage: Eukaryota; Fungi; Ascomycota; Eurotiomycetes; Chaetothyriales; Herpotrichiellaceae
Product: acetate kinase
Exons: 3
Coding region: 1-1272 (423 amino acids)
Biological process (GO): phosphorylation; acetate metabolic process
Molecular function (GO): acetate kinase activity
Source: RefSeq, a predicted model, not a curated record
AUGACCAUCAUCAUCCUCUCCGUCAACGCCGGCAGUUCGUCGCUCAAAACAACCGUGUUCAUCGAGGAAGAUGAUGCCGCAGGCAACCGGAGCCUGCGACGGUUGGGUAGCGCCGAGAUCUCCGCCAUCAAUCAGCCUCCAGCCAAGUUCAAAUACAAGCGAGGCUCCUUCAAGACCGACAGCGAGCUGGGCGACAUCCACGACCACAACGGCGCCUUUGAACAUAUUCUCAAUGCCUUCAUCUCAGACGCCGAGAUCCCUGAGGUGUCCAAGAAGGAAGACAUCCAAUAUGCAUGCCAUCGUGUGGUGCAAGGAGGGCGAUUCCGGGAUGAUCGCCUCUUGACGAAGGAGACAUUUGAUAUAAUCAACAAACUGUCGGAUCUGGCACCAUUACACAAUGCCUCCGCGGUCUCCCUCAUGGUUACCUGCCACCAACAACUUCCAAAGGUCAUCAAUGUCGCAUGUUUCGACUCUGGUUUCCACCAGACCAUGCCCGAUUACGUCAAAAGCUAUGCGAUCGACCAGAAGAUUGCCGAGGAAAAAGGACUGCGCAAAUAUGGCUUCCAUGGACUCAGUUACAAGUACAUAACAAGACGAAUAGCCCAGCACCUGGGCAAACCACAAUCUGAGACAAGCCUCAUAGCUCUACAUCUUGGGAGUGGUGCUUCCGCCUGCGCAAUCAAGAACGGAGAGUCGAUAGACACCACCAUGGGUCUGACACCAGUGUCAGGUCUGCCUGGUGGUACCAGAACCGGAGAUAUUGAUCCCAGCUUGGUCUUCCACUACACUUCGGACGCGAGUGCGCUCAGCCCCAACAGCACCAAAGAUCUCCAUAUCUCGACGGCGGAAGAGAUCCUGAACAAGCAAUCCGGCUGGAAGGCGUUGACCGGAACCACGGACUUCUCGAAAAUCGCGGACCCGAAUGCGCCAGACACCCAUAAACUGGCGUUCAACAUUUUCGUCGACCGAAUCUUGGGCUAUGUCGGCAACUACUAUGUGAAGCUGGACGGUAAAGUCGAUGCGCUGGUCUUUGCUGGCGGCAUCGGCGAGAAAAGUGCGUACCUGCGGGAGGUGGUGACCCAGAAGGUGGCCUGCCUGGGCUUUAGCCUCGACAAGGACAAAAACAACAACGCAGCCGAAGGGGGCGAUGUGGUCGAUAUUGGAACUAGCGAGACGGUGCGGACCCUUGUCUGCGAGACAGACGAAGACUACGAGAUGGCGUGGAAUACUGCUAUGCAUCCGGAGCGAGGGUCCAACCCGGCCACGUGGUAG